AAUCUUCCUAUUUUUCUGACUUCGUGCAUCAUGAAGGACUCGUCUAAGAGUCUCGAGGUGGGGGACCGGCCCGAGUCCCCAUAUGAUGAUCCAAAAGCCAUACAGGGAGAGAUCACAGGUGUUCACAACUCAAAGACUCAGCGAGGUUUGAGCUCGCGACAUGUUCAAUUCUUGGCUCUGGGUGGUUGUAUCGGAACUGGCCUUUUUGUGGGCAGUGGUCAAGCGCUGUCGACGGUUGGUCCUGCUCCUUUGCUCAUGGGUUAUAUUGUCAUGUCAAGUAUCGUAUACUUUGUCAUGAACAUGCUCGGUGAAAUGACCACCUAUCUCCCGGUCCAGGGUGUUUCUGUGCCGUAUUUGAUCACUCGAUUUACGGAGCCCAGUCUUGGAUUUGCUAUUGCAACAGAAGUCACCGCAUCUGGCCUUGUCAUCGAGUAUUGGCAGUCACCAGUCAGCGUAGGUGUAUGGAUCGCAAUCAUUCUCGUCGUCAUUCUGCUUUUAAACAUCGUCGCAGUCUCUUGGUUCGGCGAAGCCGAAUUCUGGUUCGCAUCACUCAAGAUCCUCGCAAUCCUGGGUCUAAUCAUCCUGGGCGUCAUACUUUUCUUCGGCGGUGGUCCCAAGCAUGACCGUCUGGGUUUCCGAUACUGGGAGCACCCAGGUGCCUUCGUGGAGCCCUACUUGGUCCCGAAUAUCAACACAGGCCGCUUUCUGGCAUUCUGGACCGCUAUGAUCAAGUCCGGAUUCUCCUUCAUUUUCUCUCCAGAGCUGAUCACUGCUGCUGCCGGUGAGGCUGCCUCGCCACGCCGCAAUAUUCCCAAGGCAGCGAACCGGUUUAUCUACCGUUUGUUCGCUUUUUACAUCUUGGGCAGCUUGGUCAUUGGUGUGACAGUCGCAUACAACGAUAAGAACCUCCUGCAGGGUGUUGCGAGCGGAGGUGCUGGUGCUGGCGCCAGUCCGUUCGUUGUCGGCAUCCAGAAUGCUGGUAUUUCUGGAUUGAACCACGUUAUCAAUGCUGCCAUUCUUAUAUCUGCCUUCUCAUCGGGUAAUUCUUGGCUCUUUGCUGGGUCUCGCACACUUUACUCGCUGGCGGGUGAGGGCCAGGCUCCGAAACUUUUCCUUCGCUGCAACAAAAAUGGCGUGCCGUACAAUGCUGUUCUAAUCACAUGGGCAAUUGGUUUACUCUCCUUCUUGAACCUAUCUACUUCAGGUUCAACCGUGUUUUAUUGGUUUACUAACAUCACUACAAUUGGAGGGUUCGUCGCUUGGGUCAUCGUGGCAGUAGCAUACUUGCGUUUCCGAAGCGCUUUAGACUUCCACGGACUGCUCAAGUCGCGGCCCUUCAUUACUCCAUUUCAGCCGUACGGCGCUUACUAUGUUAUGGGCUUCGUGUCACUUUUGGCUAUUACCAACGGCUAUACCAUAUUCUUCCCAGGUUCAUUUACCGCCUCGGAUUUCCUUGUUUCCUACAUUGUCUUCGUGAUCUUCUUCGUGUUGUACUUCGGCCAUAAGUUCUAUUACAAGACGCCAUGGAUGACCAAGGUGUCAGAGCUUGAUAUUUUCAGUGGCAAGGAUGAGAUUGACCGACUUGAAGAAGAGGAGAUUGAACCGCACCCGCGCAACUGGCUAGAACGAGUGUGGUGGUGGAUUGCAUAG
Penicillium mononematosum is the source of this 1650-nucleotide messenger RNA. RefSeq lists its product as uncharacterized. The record is from RefSeq and is a predicted model, not a curated record. The transcript has 5 exons. Lineage: Eukaryota; Fungi; Ascomycota; Eurotiomycetes; Eurotiales; Aspergillaceae. Gene Ontology annotation, cellular component: membrane. Gene Ontology annotation, molecular function: amino acid transmembrane transporter activity. Gene Ontology annotation, biological process: amino acid transmembrane transport. The annotation marks the transcript as partial.